AACCAUAAUUCAAUUUCUUGCUUGCAAAAAAGACUUGAACGUGAAAGAAUAUGGCUCGUCUAAAUAUUUUUGCUGUCUGCUUUGUGUCUCUUUUUCUAUACAACUUUGCACAGUGCUCAAAUAAAGCACUCGAUUCAAAUGUUGAAGUUAAUUUUGUGCAAAAUUUGACCGAUUUUUUGCAACAAAAUCCGGGAAUUAAAUUGGAACCAUUGGAAAAAAUUGUGAAAUCAAAUGACCCAUCAACAAGAAUUCAAAUUGUCCAUAGAAUCGGAAAUCGUAUACCUGGUGAUCGAAUAUUAGCCGUUGAUUCUGCAGAAAAACGUUAUAAUCAACCACAAGAUGUUCGUCUUAAUUUAUUUUAUCCACAGACUGGACCUGGUAACAUGAUAAUCACCUAUCUCGAAGUGCAAGUUGAUCAGAGUACCAACUUAAGCCAGGCAUUUGUUAUUAAAGGCGGAAUCGGACAGAGAGAAAUAUCCAUCGUUGUCGAGUCCAAACAAACUCUUUACUUCAAUCACAAAGCAUCUAUUUUUGGUUAUUAAAUGUCUUUUGACUUUUUUUAGCAUUUUUGAUUUGUAAUAUUUCAAUGUUAAUUUAUCUUCAAUAAAAUGAAAUUACAAAAAAAAAUACUUGUUUGGAAAUUCGGCAAGUGAA
Contarinia nasturtii (swede midge) is the source of this 654-nucleotide messenger RNA. RefSeq lists its product as uncharacterized. The transcript is spliced from 3 exons. The record is from RefSeq and is a predicted model, not a curated record. The coding region runs from base 51 to 542 and encodes 163 amino acids. NCBI's taxonomy places the organism in Eukaryota, Metazoa, Arthropoda, Insecta, Diptera, Cecidomyiidae.